AUGGGCAAGGCCUCAAUAAUCAUAUACAUAACUAUAGCUCUUCUUUUUAUUUUACUAGUAACUCAUACUCCAAAAAAACCAUCAAACCUCCGCAACCGCCGCAUCAAGAUCCGGAAUAACUUCGACUUCGACCCCCGCCGCCACAACCACAACCAUGAACCCGUGCCUUUUGACCCUCUUGUUGCUGACAUUGAACGCAAACGUGAAGACAAGGAAUGGGAGAAACAGUACUUUGAACAUUCACAUCAUGAACUUGUUCAUCACUCUGAUGCUCCUGGUCACGAGUCACAGCCUGAGUGGGAAGAUUUUAUGGAUGCUGAAGAUUAUGUGAAUGAUGAAGAGAAAUUUAACGUCACUAAUAGGUUAUUGGUGUUAUUUCCAAAGAUUGAUGUGGAACCAGUGGAUGGUUAUGUGAGUGAACAUGAAUUGACUGAGUGGAAUUUGAAACAAUCUGAGAAGGAAGUUAUGCAUAGAACUAAAAGGGAGAUGGAUGUUCACGAUAAAAACCACGAUGGGUCUGUUUCAUAUGCCGAGUAUGAGCCACCUAGUUGGGUACAUAAUACAGAUAAAAAUUCUUUUGGCAAUGAUAUGGGUUGGUGGAAAGAAGAACAUUUCAAUGCAUCAGAUGCAGACGGAGAUGGUCUUUUGAAUCUAACUGAGUUCAAUGACUUUCAACAUCCUGCUGACAGCAAGAACCCAAAGCUACUUCAAUGGUUGUGCAAGGAGGAAGUAAGGGAAAGGGAUUCUGACAAAGAUGGGAAGGUUAACUUUCAAGAGUUCUUCCACGGGCUAUUUGACUUGGUGAGAAAUUAUGAUGAAGAAGGUCAUAAUUCUUCCCAUCCGUUGGAUGAUUCAGUGGAGGCCCCUGCUAAGAAGUUGUUCAAUGAGCUAGACAAAGAUGGUGACGGAUUUUUGUCAGAUGUAGAAUUGCUACCUAUAAUUGGGAAACUUCAUCCUUCAGAGCGUUACUAUGCUAAACAACAAGCUGAUUACAUCUUGUCACAGGCAGAUACAGAUAAAGAUGGACGGCUAUCAUUGACAGAGAUGAUUGAGAAUCCAUAUGUAUUUUACAGUGCUAUCUUCAGUGAUGAAGAUGACUAUGACAUACAUGAUGAGUUCCGUUAA
This is a messenger RNA of Dovyalis caffra, 1125 nucleotides long. The record is from the annotation of a GenBank genome assembly. NCBI's taxonomy places the organism in Eukaryota, Viridiplantae, Streptophyta, Magnoliopsida, Malpighiales, Salicaceae.